AAACCUUAAAUGGCAUCAACUCAGCAACAUUGCGAUAUAUGUGACCAUCGGCAUAUAACAAACCCGUCCACUGUCUGGUGUCCCGAAUGUGAACAAGGACUUUGUGACGAUUGCAAUGAUUAUCAUGGCUUUUCCAAGUCGUCCCAAAAUCACGUGACUGUAUCGAUUCGGGACUACUUGUCGAUGUCGUCAUCCAUUCCACAAACCAGUAAUAUGUGCAUGGAACAUAACGAACAAUACCAAAUGGUUUGCCAAGCUCACGAUACAAUCAUCUGUCCUAAAUGUAUUGAAAAUCAUGAUGGAUGCAAAGGGAUAAUUCCCUUAAGUAAGGUGACAGAAAACGUUAAAAAGUCCAUACUUUUCCAUGAAACACUACAAAGUUUGAAAGAUAAUAAUGCAAACAUCAAAACUCUACAGAACGAAUUAAAGAAACAACAAGGAAGUAUAAAGCAGCAAGAAGAAACUACGUUGUCCCAGAUCAGCGAUGCCAGGAAAAAGAUUAAUGACCAAUUUGACAAAUUGGAAAAGAAGAUCAGAGAUGAUAUAUCUGAGAUUACAGCAAAAAUAAAAAAUGAUAUAAACCACACUCUACAGAUCCUUGAAAAGAAGACUGAUAUCACAAAUAAAGCUGAACAACAGUUACAAGAUAUGGACAGGUACGCGACUGACCUUCAAACAUACUUUGGAUUGCGAAAGAUCUCAUCAGAGUUAGGUAGUAUUGAGUCCUACACACAGUCGCUCAUUGGAGACCACAGUGUGGAUGAAGUUACUUUACUCUUAAACAUCGAUGACAAAAUAGACAACAUUACCAAGAAUACCGGAUCGUUUGGUUUAGUAAAAGUGCAGACUGGUCCUUGUGCACUUGCCCUGGUCACACACAAAAAUAAACAAGCUCAAUCAAAUCUUAAAGGCAUGGGAAUUAAAUUAAUUACUGAAGUUAAAUUCAGACUGGCUAAAAAAGUCCAAACUGAUCUGAAAUCUAUUAGGGGAAUCGUUGUUCUGCCUUGUGGAAAUUAUGUUUUAAGUGACUAUCACUCAACUGCCGAAAGUGUAUGCAUAUUCAGUACUGAUUGGAAAAGACUUAGUUAUAUCUCAGUAAAGCCUGCAUAUGCAUCUGAUGUAACGUUUAUAGACGAUAAAACGGUAGUUGUAGCGUCAAACAAUCGUCAAAAGAAAGGUGUCAAUUUUAUAGAUAUAGAUACGAAAACAAUUAAUUAUAUUCCGACAGAUUACGAAUGCUGUGGAUUAAUAUCCUACAAUGGAUCACUGUUUAUCUGUGCAUCCUCAAAGGGUUUAUUCAAAUUAAACCCACAAGACGGAAGUAGUACAGCUAUAGUACAGUUUAAUUUAUCUACAGGACUUGAGUCAUACAUUGAGAUGUUCGGUAACAAUCUUUAUUAUACUAAAGCUAAAACUGUUAGCUGUUGUGACAUAAACGGCAAAGCAAUCUGGACGUUUGAAGAUGAGAAUAUUUUAAGACGUCCUCGUGGCAUAGCAGUAGAUAACAGCGGAAACGUGUACGUAACUUGUUCAAUGUUACAUCGAGUAGUAGUAUUGUCUCCUGAUGGUCUUCAAAACAGACAAGUUUUAUCUCAUGAUGACGGAUUGAAAAGUCCUAUUGCGAUACAUUUCGACAGAAAAAACAAUCGUCUUUUGGUUGCAAAUGAAAACUUUACUGUGAUGGUAUAUGAAGUUAUAUAA
Mytilus trossulus (common blue mussel) is the source of this 1701-nucleotide messenger RNA. RefSeq lists its product as uncharacterized. Gene Ontology annotation, biological process: protein monoubiquitination. Gene Ontology annotation, molecular function: ubiquitin protein ligase activity; protein binding; zinc ion binding. The record is from RefSeq and is a predicted model, not a curated record. The transcript has a single exon. NCBI's taxonomy places the organism in Eukaryota, Metazoa, Mollusca, Bivalvia, Mytilida, Mytilidae. The coding region runs from base 10 to 1701 and encodes 563 amino acids.